GUUUAGAAACACCCAUUAUAUCGGAAACAGAACACUUUUCCGGAAACGUGCUCGACAUGGCGGAAAAAUCUUGGGAUGACGAGGAUUUUGAUCCUGGUGUGAAUUACAGCAGUCGUGUCACUGACAAAUGGGAAGGAGAAGAUGAGGAUGAUGCAGCUGACAAUUGGGAAGAUUUAGAUGAAGAUGAGCAAAAAGCCGCAGAAGAAAAGAAGAAAUUAGAAACGGUCAAAAAAAAAAAGUCCUUAAAAGAUAAAAUAGCCGAAAAGGAGGAAAAGUUAAAGAAAGAGAGGGAAGAGAGAAUAAAGGCCAAGGAACAGAUGGAGAAGGAGUUGACAGCUGAGGAAAGACAAAAGCGAGUAGAAGAAUCUGAUUUUGAAUUGGCGAAGAAUAUGCUAGGAGUUAACGAUGCGAAACCAGUUGGAGAUGGAAUUGAAAGUAUGCAGCCUAAAUCUAAAAGUGACUUCGAAGAAUUCGCCAAUGCCUUAAGUAAAAAGAUAUGCCAAUUCGAAACGAAUCCGUUCUAUGCAACAUUUUUAGAAUCUUUGUUUAGAAAUCUUACUGUAAAUAUUGAAAGUGAUAGUAUAAAAAAGUUGGGUACUUGUUUGACCGUGUUAGCAACUGAAAAAUCAAAGCAAGAAAAACCGGCUAAAGGAAAAAAGAAAAAAACUGGUCCAAAGUUAAAACAAGAUAAUAAUACGGAUUACUAUGACGAUGAAUAUGGCGAUUUUAAUGACUUCAUGUAGAAUUUAUCACAGAAGAAGAUUCGUUUUGGCUUCAUAACUAUUACAUUUGACUUUUAGGGCGUUCGAACUAAUGAAGUAAUUUGAGAAAUGCAUUUAUCAUGCAUCUGCUGAAAUAAAAUCAUUGAUCAAAUUUCAGUUUUUUUACAUUAGCUUUUGAAAUUCAGUUGAAACAGAUAUGUUCAAUUUAUUAUAAACUAUAUAA
Molecule: messenger RNA, 945 nt
Organism: Dimorphilus gyrociliatus
Lineage: Eukaryota; Metazoa; Annelida; Polychaeta; Dinophilidae
Source: the annotation of a GenBank genome assembly